AUGUCGUCUAUGCGAAAUGCCGUGGCGCGGCGCCCUCAUAGAGAGCGUGCGCAGCCUUUAGAACGUCGAAGACUCGGUCUUCUCGAGAAGCACAAGGAUUACUCGCUUCGAGCCAAGGACUUCAACAAGAAGAAGGCGCAGCUCAAGAACCUCAAAGAGAAGGCGGCCGAGCGGAACGAGGAUGAGUUUUACUUUGGUAUGAUGUCCCGAAAGGGACCGGGCUCCAGGAUCCAGGAUGGCAAGCGAUGGAGUGGAACGGUUGAGGGCGAUCGAGGAAACAAGGCGAUGGACGUCGAGACUGUGCGGCUUUUGAAGACGCAGGAUAUCGGAUACAUUCGAACGAUGCGACAGGUUGUUGCGAAGGAAGUAGCAAGAUUGGAAGAGCAGGUAGUUCUCACACGAGGUUUUGACAAGCUUGACGAGGAUGAGGACGAUGCGGACGAGGGCAGCGACUCCGAAUUCGACUUUGCGACCGCUCCUUCAAGACCCAAGGCACCCCGGAAGAUUGUAUUCAUGGACGACGAAGAACAGCGCGAGGAAACAAUACUGGAUCUCGAGGACGAAGAGGACGCCGACAAGACAUUUGAAGGAUUUGACGACGAUAAGAAGAAAGAAGAAGAUUUCGAGCGCGCAAAGGCCCUCCGCCGCCUUCGUCGCCAAUUGGAGAAUGCACGAAAGAAGCUCAAGGCGCUCACAGACGCAGAGGGUGAAUUGGAGAUCCAGCGCGCAAAGAUGGCAAAGACAGCGACGUCGGGAGGAACUACACGCAAAGGAAAGAAGAUCAUGGUGCGGACACGGAAGCGAUAA
Molecule: messenger RNA, 807 nt
Organism: Fusarium fujikuroi IMI 58289
Lineage: Eukaryota; Fungi; Ascomycota; Sordariomycetes; Hypocreales; Nectriaceae
Product: related to cgi-94 protein
Exons: 2
Coding region: 1-807 (268 amino acids)
Biological process (GO): rRNA processing
Cellular component (GO): nucleolus; small-subunit processome
Source: RefSeq, a predicted model, not a curated record